GUCACUCAGCUCCACCACACCACACAUCGCGCGAUUAAUGAACAAAAGGACCAACACGAAGAUGGUUGUGUGCCUCCACUCCCUCCAUAUUGCCAAUCUCAGGGGCCAGGGGAUCGACUGCCCAUUAACAACUCAGCCGUCUCCCUGGACCAGAGCUACACCAACAUACUUGGGUAAACCGGCACAAACAAGCCCUAUGUAGAGAUAUCCAAGAUUAUUUUGCCGAGGUUAC
This is a messenger RNA of Fusarium redolens, 232 nucleotides long. RefSeq lists its product as uncharacterized. The record is from RefSeq and is a predicted model, not a curated record. The coding region runs from base 38 to 202 and encodes 54 amino acids. The transcript has a single exon. NCBI's taxonomy places the organism in Eukaryota, Fungi, Ascomycota, Sordariomycetes, Hypocreales, Nectriaceae.